AUGAAGAUCAAUAGAAAUAGUAUCAUCACAACUCCAAAAGGGUUCUCUGAUUUCAUUCGUGUAAACCAACGUGUACUCCAUUACUGCUGGGAAAAAGAAAUAGUGGCUACGAAAAAGAACUGCGAAAAGGGGGAUCUACAAAGUAUAAUUAAUGAUCUUACGGAAAGUGCUGCUAGUAAUGGAAUAUAUGACAUAAUUUCAGAAUCACCUGAAUAUUCAAAGGAAGACGCAAACCUCAUAGAUAAGGUUGUAGAAGUCCAUAAUCAAAGAUCAAAAGGGCAGCUCUGUGUUGCAACUCCACUAAAGGAUCAUACAGAACCCAGAAUCAGAGUUGUUGCUCCCCGGUGCAAUUCUGGUGAAACACGAAACAUGAAUAAUGAAUCUCCCUUAAUGGGUGUAAGGAAUCACGUUCUGAAGUCAUCGACAGAAACUCCAACAGAUGUGCGGAAGAUCAAUGCAUCAGUUGUAUUAGAAAAGACAGAACGGUAUCGUCAUCAUCACCAAAAAUUAUCUACAAAAGACUUACGGGAUAUUAAGGGAAAUCAGUCGUCCUGUUCUGAAGAUAAGGAUUACAUGACAGAAGCAGAAGAAAGUCAGCAGAAGAAAGAAAAGAAAAUUAGGAGAGCUGAGAAAUAUAAAAGAGUAUAUGAAAACAGAAGAAAGUUGUACAGUUCGCAGACAGAAAGCAAAAAUGAAGAUGAGAGUGAGACAAAAGCAACAAGAAAUGAAUACAGAAGAAUGAAGAGACCAAUUAAGCAUAAAGAUAAACACAGAGACAAGAAUGAUUAUAUAUCAUGGAACAUAAACCAACAGAACAAGAAGCAGAAAGGACAAACAGACAUAAGCUCCGAAAAGACGGGCAUGAACAUGAAAAGACAAGCAAGAAAGGGGGAAUGGAAAUGCAACCACAAAAGUUUUCAUCUGAUUAAGGAGAUGUCUUGUAAAGCGGGAUCCUUCGCCGAAGAAUUAUUCAAAACAAUAUGCAAAAAGCAUAAACGAAAACGUGAAAUGAGAAGGAAUGUCCUACAACAGGCUACAAAGGAAGGAAAAGGAGAAGACAAUGACGGAGAACCAGAAUCUCCACCAGACCUCGAAGUCACAAUACUGGAAAGAAUUAACGUUUCUGAAAAACCCAUGGGCAGAGCUGGGAGAAUCGCUUGUGUAGAUAUGAGCAAGCUUUCUUAUCAGCCCUCAGAAUGCAGGGACAAGCCAGUGAAUAAUGCUAUUAGCGAUGAGAAACACAGAAAAAGAAGUGAUGAAGAAAGGAGGGGUGAUCAAGCCGUGGGCAAAGAGGAUUGCAGAAAGGGAAAUGAAGGGGAAAAAAGUAAAGGUGAUAAUGCCAUUAGCGAAAGGGAAUAUAGAAAAGGAAAUCAAGAUGAGGAAAUGACAGGUGACACUGUAGAAGAGGGAGAAGAAUUGAGAGAGGGUGUGUCCCAGCAAAUGCAUAAAGAGGGGAAUGGAGGAGAAAAGGGAAAAGGUGAUACAACCACUAGCGAAGAGAAAAACAGAGAAAGAAAUGAAUCUGAAAAAAGGCAAGAUGGCUAUACCGUUAACGAAGAGGAAUGCAGAAAGGGAAGUGAAGGGGAAGAAAGGAGAGGUCAUAAUGCCAUGAGCGAAGAGGAAAGCAGAAAAGAAAAUCAAGGUGAGAAAAGGAAAUCUGUGCCCAUAGAAGAGAAAGUAGAAGCGGUAAGGGAGAGUGCGAUCCAGCCAGUGCAUAAAAAGGUGAAGAUUAAAACUGAACCAAUGACUUUAGAAGAAACUCAAGAUACCUCGUGUGCAGAUCAGAUUACAAGCAUGCUGUUAGAUUAUGAAGAAGGGCAGUGUGCUGUGCAAACGCAAAACGUAGAUUUUGAAAGCACGAUAGCAGUAAAAACGGAAAAAGUACCGUCAGAUUUAGAAGACAUGUUAAGCAUAGUGAAAACUGAGCCUGGCUUCUUCAGAGAAAACAAUAUGGAAUCCACAGAAAUUACUAUGUAUAAGGAGCAGUUGAAAAUGGAAGAUCUUUCAAUUGUAAUAAAAUCAGAAACGCUUGAAGAAGAUGCAUAUCCUGCAAGCAUGGAAGAUAUUAGAAAUUACUUAAACACAUUAGGGAUGCCUGCCAUGAAGAGUGAAUAUUAG
Messenger RNA from Penaeus chinensis, 2118 nucleotides. RefSeq lists its product as uncharacterized. The coding region runs from base 1 to 2118 and encodes 705 amino acids. NCBI's taxonomy places the organism in Eukaryota, Metazoa, Arthropoda, Malacostraca, Decapoda, Penaeidae. The record is from RefSeq and is a predicted model, not a curated record. The transcript has a single exon.